AUUGAAUGUUCCUAGUAUAGGUAUAUAAUAAUUUACAAGAGAACAUAUGUUGUCAUUAUAAAAGAAAAUGACCAUGCAAUAGCUUUUAUCGAUCCAUAACAUGGAAUUGACAAAUGACGUCCUAAAUUUCAACACGGGAAUGUUUAUUCCUUCCUAUUCAACGUUGGAUGGAAUACCAAAAACUUUUGCGUGUGCAAAUUUUUUGUAGAUUAUUAUAUCCCUAUACAAUUUCUAUUUUAUUCCCACGCUAUCCAUUCAGUCCACCAAAUGUAACGUUAGUUCUUCCAUCUUUUGUUGAUCAGGUAGCUGUGUCCAGAGCCCUCAAUGUGAUUGGCCUUUCCAUAGUUGCACCAGCAAUCCAGUCCCUUGUAGCUGACUCAACUGAUGAGAGCAACCGUGGUAUGGCCUUUGGAUGGCCACAGCUAACACGCAACCUUGGCUCAAUCAUGGGUGGAUUCUGUUCAGUAUUGAUAGCUCCAAUAGUUUUCAUGGGAAUCCCUGGUUGGAGAAUUGCUUUCCAUCUUGUUGGAAUAUUCAGCAUCUCAGUUGGUGUUUUAGUCCGCCUCUUUGCCAAUGAUCCACAUUAUUCCAAUGAUGCGACUGGAGCUAGUGGUCAACUUCCAGAUAAACCCAUAUGGUCAGAAGUGAAGGACCUGAUCCAGGAGGCCAAGUCAGUUAUGAAGAUUUCAUCCUUUCAGAUUAUUGUAGCUCAGGGUGUCACCGGUUCUUUCCCAUGGUCUGCUUUGUCAUUUGCGCCCAUGUGGUUAGAACUUGUUGGCUUCUCCCAUGAGAAAACUGCAUUCCUCAUUGCCCUCUUUGUGAUUGCUGCUUCGCUAGGGGGACUGUUUGGUGGUAGGAUGGGGGAUCUCCUUUCCAAGCAUCUCCCAAAUUCUGGUAGGAUAAUUCUAGCACAGAUAAGCUCCGGGUCAGCCAUACCUCUUGCAGCAUUACUGCUUCUGCUUUUACCCCAUGUCCCAUCCACAGCAGCCAUGCACGGGUUGGUGUUGUUCAUCACAGGGUUUUGCAUUUCCUGGAAUGGUCCUGCUACAAACAAUCCAAUUUUUGCAGAGAUAGUCCCUGAGAAAUCCCGAACAUGUAUCUAUGCCUUGGACCGAUCUUUUGAGUCCAUACUAUCGUCCUUUGCUCCCCCUGUGGUUGGAAUACUGGCUCAACAUGUUUAUGGUUAUAAACCAGUCCCUGAAGGGUCGAGUGAGUCUGAAGAGAUUGCCACUGAUAGAGGGAAUGCUGCAUCAUUAGCUAGGGCUCUGUACACAGCAAUAGGAAUUCCAAUGGCUCUUUGCUGCUUUAUCUACUCAUUCCUUUAUUGCACUUAUCCGAGAGACAGGGAGCGCGCACAGAUGGAUGCAUUAAUAGAAUCAGAGAUGCAACAUUUAGAAGACUCUAAUGACACACCUGCUGGAAAAGAGUACACUCAACUUUACUUAUCUGAAAUUGAUGAAACAAAUAGCAAGGAUAGAAGUAUUGUAGAAAUGGUAUAUGAAGAUGACAGUGGUGAUUUUGAUGGCAAUGAUGAGCAGAUUCCGCUUCACAGCCAAUGACAUUCUCCAAUUUAGGUGAAAUAGCAAUUCUAAAGAGCAGAGAAGCUGGAUCAUUUUCCACGAGGCUGCACUUCACUGAAGUAGCUCAACUUGUAAUAGCUUGGAGAUUAGUCAUACAUGGAACUUUAGGUUCAUUAGAAUGAUAAAGAUUUUAUACAGGCCCAUCUAACUUUGAAAUGAAAAAAAAAAAAAAAAAAACAGAAUUCGUAUCUCCAUGUGGUUUUGAUAUUGGACUGGAAAUUACCUCUAUACAUAGGUAAUGCGUGAUUCAACAAGAACAAAAAUAGCUUAUAAGAUUACCGUUUUUCAAUUGUUUAUUUUUCAGUUAC
This is a messenger RNA of Malania oleifera, 1888 nucleotides long. RefSeq lists its product as uncharacterized. The transcript is spliced from 2 exons. Gene Ontology annotation, cellular component: membrane. NCBI's taxonomy places the organism in Eukaryota, Viridiplantae, Streptophyta, Magnoliopsida, Santalales, Ximeniaceae. The coding region runs from base 168 to 1559 and encodes 463 amino acids. Gene Ontology annotation, biological process: transmembrane transport. Gene Ontology annotation, molecular function: transmembrane transporter activity. The record is from RefSeq and is a predicted model, not a curated record.